UAACCCCAUUACAAAAUUUUAGGAUCUCCAUAUUAUUCUUGCCCUAAAUAUUUGACCAAACUUAAUUGGAUCUGCCUUUACUUUUGUUUGAAGAAAGUGGCCGGGCCAUUUUAGUCAUAUGAGGUCUAGUGGGGGAAUUGGCGUGGGUUGGAAACAGACCAGCCCUCCCUAAAGAAGAAGCUAUUUGUGGGAAAGGUAAAGGGAAAAGCCAAACACUCUUUUAAAACCAGUUAAGGGGUAAGACCCCAAAAGACAACAUUGCCAAGGCAAGCUAAAACCCCCUCCUCUCUAACCUCUCCCACCCAUACCAAAAUUUCAUACAAGAAAAGAAAGGAAUUCAUUGACUCUCCCCCUAUAUCUCUCUCUCUCUCUGCUCCCAAUUUUAUUUCUUCAAACUCCCCACUUGGUUUCCCAAUUUGGAAUUUAUUCACAAACUCUCUGCAAAUCUCUUUCAAGAUGGCAGUACUUUUCAGCAGAAUUGUCAUGAUUCUUAUUCUUCUUCUUCUUUCUCUCUGUUUCUCAGGAAUUUCGUCCUUUGGAAUCAACUACGGUCAAGUUGCUAAUAAUUUGCCACCACCUGAUAAAGUCCUUGAUCUCUUAAGCGCCCUGAAGCUCACAAAAGCAAGAAUUUACGACACCAAUCCUCAAGUCUUGACAGCAUUUGCAAACUCUAACAUCGAACUCAUCGUCACCGUAGAGAACGAAAUGCUAGCCCAAUUGAUGAGCCCUCAGCUUGCCCUUCAAUGGGUCACGACCCACAUCAAACCAUACUUUCCGGCCACGAAGAUCACCGGAAUCGCCGUCGGAAACGAAGUAUUCACCGACGACGAAACCACCACGCUCAUAGCCAAUCUUGUCCCUGCGAUGGUCAGCAUUCAUGGAGCUCUGGUUCAGCUUGGCCUUGACGCAUACAUCAAAGUCUCAACCGCAAGUUCUCUAGCAGUUCUUCAAGAGUCAUAUCCUCCAUCAGCUGGUAGCUUCAAAACAGAGGUCUCUGGUGUCAUGUACCAACUGUUACAAUUCUUGUCAAGCACAAAAGCACCUUUUUGGAUUAAUGCCUCAUAUUUCGCUUACAAGGACGACCCUCAGAGAAUCUCUUUGGACUAUGUCCUUUUCAAUCCCAAUUCAGGAAUGGUUGAUCCUUACACAAAAUUACACUACGACAACAUGUUGUAUGCUCAGGUUGAUGCAGUGGUCUUUGCUAUUGCCAAGAUGGGUUUCAAUGGCGUAGAAGUUAAGGUUUCCGAGACCGGUUGGCCUUCGAAAGGCGACGAGAACGAGGUCGGUGCGACGGUGGCGAAUGCGGCUGUUUACAAUAGGAAUUUGUUGAGAAGGCAAUUGGGAGGUGAAGGGACACCAUUGAGACCAAGGAUGAGGUUGGAAGUCUAUCUGUUUGCUCUGUUCAAUGAGGAUUUGAAACCCGGACCGACUUCCGAGAGGAAUUACGGUCUGUUUCAACCUGAUGGAACUAUGGCUUACAAUGUGGGACUGUCUGCUUUGUCAACUACUAGUGCUUCUUCUUCUUCUUCUUCUUCAUCAACCUCAUCGGCUUCUAUUUCUUUUACUUCCUCUGCUACCAAGGCUGCAAAGAUGGAAAAUCAAAGCUUGGUGUACUGGAUGUUUGUAUAUUUGCUGACCUUCCAAGUUUUUAUGAGAAGGCCAUUUUGAGAAAAAAUGGAAGUUUAUGUAAAUAUAUUACCCUUUUGGUAAGGAAAAAAAAUUUACUUUGGAGGUGGUGUGUUUUUUUUCCUUUUUGGGUCUUUUUGUAUUUCAGGACCCAAAAAAAGGGAGACCCACUUCCCAAAAAAACAAAGGCACCUGAUCAUGAUAUCCAAUUUCCAAGACAAUUCCAACACUCUCUGUCCAAAAUUAUUUCAUCAUUGAUGGAUAUGAAAAUGAGAGCUUACUUCUAAUUCUCCAAACAAAACCAAGUACUUCAAGUAGGCCAGACAUAGAUGAUGGACCUCAUCAGCUGGUUAUACCCCACAAUUGUAUCAUCCACACUGCUAGAACCUCGACCUCCUGAUCUCCGUCGGACGAAAAAAAGAGACAGCUUAUUUAUAUUAUUAUUAAAGAAAAGAGAAAAAGUCCAUUAUUUGACUACUAGUGAAACUUAUAUGUUGUAGAGAAUGAAAAUAUUUCUCAAUUUAAUUAUUUAGUGAUUAAUUGUAACGAAAUAUUGUAAGUUUUUAGAAUGCAAUUAAAUUGCGACGAAAUAUGUUGUCAGAAAAAAAUAUUUCAUUCGUGUACCCCAUAGUAUAUUAGCCAAUUUGACUCAUCUGGUUGGUUGUAAGGAAAAGAUCCCUCCUUUUGGGACGUGGAAUCCAUGACUAUUCCUAAAUCUAUAUAUAUAUAUAUAAAUUUUCUUACCUUAA
Messenger RNA from Ziziphus jujuba (common jujube), 2375 nucleotides. Its product is annotated as glucan endo-1,3-beta-glucosidase 11. The record is from RefSeq and is a predicted model, not a curated record. Gene Ontology annotation, cellular component: plasma membrane. Gene Ontology annotation, molecular function: hydrolase activity, hydrolyzing O-glycosyl compounds. Gene Ontology annotation, biological process: carbohydrate metabolic process. Lineage: Eukaryota; Viridiplantae; Streptophyta; Magnoliopsida; Rosales; Rhamnaceae.